This is a messenger RNA of Cuscuta campestris, 684 nucleotides long. The record is from the annotation of a GenBank genome assembly. NCBI's taxonomy places the organism in Eukaryota, Viridiplantae, Streptophyta, Magnoliopsida, Solanales, Convolvulaceae.
CUCAGACAACCCCGAAACCCCUACUGGAAAUGGGGAAUUCAAAGUUUUCCCAUUUUUUGCUGCCAAGAUGGGGACAUCCACCUUAUUCUUACCCUUUAUCUUAGACAAGAAAGAGGAUAGGCAUUCGAACAAAUGAGAAAUUCCAUCCCUCCUUUCAAUAGGGAAGAAAAUAGAGCAAAUACCUUCAAAUCUGUGCUCAAUAAUCCUGAUAUAGUCCCCCCAUUUGUUGGAGCCAAAAGAAAUGAUGCAGUAGUUGAGAUUGUAGCCAGAUUGGAAGAGAUUGAAUACCUUGGCUUGAAGUCUAAAGUUGGAGCUGGUGUUCCGACUUUCUACUCGCGUAAUUUAAUAGCAUCUGAAAGCAUGGAAGUUGAAGGUGGAAAAAAAAUCAUGGAAAAAAAAGGAAACAAGCUGAGUUUGCUGUGGAAGAGCACACUGCUGAACCUUGCACACCUGCAGCUCCAUCGACUUCCAUAGUUCUUAGGAAAAGUCCACGUCUUUUUAUGUUUAGAACAGUCACCCACUGCCCUUGUCCCCAAUGCAAUCUUUAAUAGGCCAAAACGAGAUGUUGCGACUAUUUUAGAAAGUAUAGUUGAUGACAAAGAUUAUAAGACUCGUAUGUCUCCGAACGGCCUUUUUAACCUCUUGCAGAGGUUAAAUGGUGAGCAAAAAAAAGCUGUUGAAGAG